Messenger RNA from Pogonomyrmex barbatus (red harvester ant), 5758 nucleotides. RefSeq names its product Neuroligin 3 (gene Nlg3). Gene Ontology annotation, molecular function: neurexin family protein binding. The record is from RefSeq and is a predicted model, not a curated record. NCBI's taxonomy places the organism in Eukaryota, Metazoa, Arthropoda, Insecta, Hymenoptera, Formicidae. Gene Ontology annotation, cellular component: membrane.
GUGUCGGCUACAUCGGUUCGGUUGGUUUUCGUCACAUACCACGUCACAUCCCAACGGCACUCUCACCCUUUCACGGUAAUACCGUGCCCACCCCUGAUCACGUCACGCGAGAUUCGUCGCGGUGCAUCGACCAGGGUCGACGUCAACGGUGCAGUGCGAGAGAGGGUGGUAGUUUGCUGCGACUAGGGAUAGCCUGACGAGGGAAGAAACGCGGGGGUGGCCGCUUCGCUCUUGGCCCAAUCCCACUACCACCUUUCUCUCGGAUUUUUCGGUGCACCUCGGGGAUAGUUGUGUUGAGGGGUUGCUACUAGCGAGAGAGUACGUCCGACUGGGGCAAUUCGACAAAACUUAAAUUACUUUGGCGCAUCCGAUAAAUCGGCGUUAUCGGGAAACGAUUUUCCCAACACGGCAAAGUUUGAAGAAAUACGCCGAACGGAGUGCCGGCGCGGGUCGCCGGGAGGGUGGUGAAGAGGCAGUGGAGCCCCUCGCAGAGCUAUGUGCAAAAGGAAUCCCGUAGUGCUUGAUCAGUUACGAUGAGGGAACGAUGAACGCGCGCGACUGUUGUAGUAUAGUGUUGUGCCGAUGACCGCGGGGAUCAUCGUUCAGUGAUCAGAAAAGUGUGAAUUUAAUGGAGUAAUCAAAGAUAGUCCUGAUUUGUUUCUAUCUACAAGUGUAUCUAUCUAGAACCCGUGGGAAAUUAGCUGUUGAUUAGUAGUGCGAUUUUAAUCUAACUAGGUUGAAUUGAAAAUUGAACAUUUUUGUUAACUCAGCAAAAAUACCGUCGCAUCCUCUGGAAGAUUUGCAUUUUCCACUAAAGAAGUACUGAAAGGCUUGAAUAUAAGAAUGACGCAUUUCUUGAAUACAACAAGCACAAAGCUGUCUGAAUGCUUUUUUAUUAACAACGGUGUGCGUGUCUUUGUGCGUAUCUCUUUAAACGUCAAAUAAGCUGAAGCAACUAAUGGAUUUUCAAUUUCAUCUAUCGAUUGCAAAGGAAAUCUAAAGUUUUUUAAGGUACACAAUAGUUUCACGUCGCGUCUUGCUUUUUUCAAGAAUUGAGAACUGGAGCAACGUCCAUUCCUUUAUCCAGAUGGAGAUGUUUUUCAGCAAAUUAGCUUUAAAAGAGAAAAUCUAUUUGCUGAAAAAUUACAUCAGUGAAUAUUCCAUUUGAUCGAGAAAUUAGUUCGAUGAAUCACGAGAUGAGAGUUAGAUGUGACGCUUGUUAGUUUCGAUCCGUCCAAAAAAAUCUUGAGUGAGAGAUCUUGGAAAAUCAUUUUCCUUAUAAUCUCUUCUUUUUUCUUACCAAGAUGAAACGAAUGGGUAAAUAUUCGAAAGACGGCUUGCUUUUGAGCGUGAUUAGAGCCGGUGCAUUCUAUCUCUUUCGAUACAUUAAGCACGCCAUUAGAAACGAGAUCGUCUUUGUGUGAAAGAUAAAACUUGUAUGUAUGAGCCACUUUUAUAUCCAUAAACGUGGGUGAGAAACGGAGAAACGUCAAAAAACGAGAUUACCUUCAUAGACUGCGAGAAGACUGUUCAGUUUCUAACCGGAAGUUCCACUCUGGAUGUUCCAUUGCAAUCUAUCGCGGAAAAGUGUAAAGUUACCUCUUCAACAGUGUAUAAAUAAGUAGUUUACUAAUUGUUUUCACUAGACGUCCAAUGGUAAACUUAUGACGAUUUUUCCUACCUGUACAAAAUUUCUAUCGUUCAGUAAAACAACAAAACGAAGCAGUGAAUCCGAAGACCAUUAAAACUUAUAAUUUGUAAUGCGAAGCUGAUAAUUAAAUUUAAAACGAUGAUUUAUAAAGAAGAAGAUAUACUGAUCUUUGCCACCAUAUCGGCGAAAUGUUUGAAUAUUUUUCUCCAACAUUUCUAGCCGAAUACAUAAUUAAAUGUAUAACUAAAAAUAUCUAAUACAAGACGAACACAAUCUCUACAAUUUUCUUAAAAAGAUUUAUUCAUGAUAUUUUCCACAUUAUAAAUCCGCAGUCUUCCUUAAGUUAAUUGUAUCAAAAUAAACAGUCAAAGGUGAUUUGCAAUCGUUUCUUUUCCUAAAUUAAAAGAAAAUGUAAUCCAAGAUUGUUAUAAUAUAUCAAGAUUAACGUAUUAAAAGAAUUGAAAAACCUAUUUCAUCAGUGCUUUGUAUGCAUUAUUAGAGCUCAAGAAGAUCUCAUUCAAGACAAUAGUCUGUUUUAGAAUCACCAAGUAGAAUUAAGAUCAUGAUCUUUCUAGGCUGAGCUAUCGAAAACGCUAUUGAAAAAUAACAGCAACGUUUUAUUUUCGAUUAAGAUCAUCUCAAGUACAUUGUUUGAGCCAAGCGAAAUAGCCUAACAGCUAUCGAAUUGUUUUUUUUGUUUUUUUUUUUUUUACUUUGAAGAAGACUGAUGUAUCCAGGAGGUGGACAAGCUUUUGAAAAUCGCGAGAUGGAUCAGUUUACGUACAUUCGCAUUUCCGGUGGCGGUUAAGACGAAAGUCACGGAGGGCGGUAUGAGAGGCGUCGGAAAAACGGCAAAAAAGUGAUCGGCGGAGGUGACGCCGAAGCAGGAGGUGACGCCGAAGACGUCGGUGAUCGCGAAAGAUGACGUCGCCGAUCCUGGCGCUGCUCGCCUUGAUCCUGGCGACCGCCGGUGCCGAGCUGAGCUCGAGGAUCGUCAGGACUAAGUACGGCGAGCUGUCGGGCGUAAUCGUUACCCUCGAUCGAUAUCUCGAAGGUGUCGAGGUAUUUCGCGGUGUACCCUAUGCCUCGCCGCCGAUCGGCUCGUUACGCUUCAUGCCGCCCGUCAGUGGUGCCCUUUGGCACGGUGUGAAGGUCGCCGACAAGUUCGGACCCGUUUGUCCCCAAAAGCUGCCCGAGCUCAGCGAUAAGAUGCCCAAGGGCAGGGUAGAGUAUCUCAAGAGGCUGCUGCCCUACCUCAAGAACCAGAGUGAGGAUUGCUUAUACCUCAACAUUUACGCGCCGGUUCAAGCCGGCGCGAGGGACGGCGGCGGCAGAAGAUAUCCUGUGAUUGUGUUUGUGCACGGUGAGAGCUACGAAUGGAGCAGUGGAAAUCCUUACGACGGCAGCGUCCUGGCGAGCUACGGUGGUGUCGUCGUCGUCACCAUCAACUAUAGACUCGGAAUUCUGGGCUUUCUAAACGCCAACACAGACUCGCACUUACGCUCGCCGGCGAAUUACGGUCUGAUGGACCAGAUCGCAGCGUUACAUUGGGUGCAAGAGAACAUCGCUUAUUUCGGGGGUGAUCCCAAAAACGUCACGCUGGUAGGACAUGGCACGGGCGCCGCCUGCGUGAACUUUCUGAUGACCAGCCAUGCAGUUCCUGAUGGUCUGCUGUUCCAUCGAAGCGUUCUGAUGUCGGGCAGCGCGCUUUCACCCUGGGCGUUGGUGAGAGGCGCCGCCAAUUACGCCAUGCAGGUCGCCAAACACCUAAAUUGUUCGUCGGUAGCGGAAGAUCCUCAGGCUCUGUUAAAGUGUCUGAGAGAUGUGUCCUUGAGCGAAUUGGUGUCGGUACCUGUUAAAGGACUCGAAUUCGCGCCAGCCUUUGGUCCUAGUAUAGACGGCGUCGUAAUCGAUCCUGGCGAUCCCGAGGAUCAGGACUACACCCUACAAGUAGACACGAUCAAUACGCUCAACAACAUCCUCCUGAGGAAGGACGUCGUGGCGAAACUGUCGAGGUAUGACUUGAUGGUGGGGGUUGUUCGCUCAGAGGCGUAUUUUUCGUUAACCGCCGACGAUGCUCAGUAUGGGAUCGAGGCCGACAGAAGAACAAAAAUUCUGCGGGAAUUCGUGCGAAACACAUACACGUAUCACCAACCAGAAAUCCUAGCAACUAUAAUAAAUGAGUAUACGGACUGGGAGCGACCUGUGCAACAUCCCGUCAAUAUUAGGGACGAGACUCUGGAAGCCCUGGGGGACGCGAAUACAGUCGCUCCGGCGACAAGAACAGCGGAUCUUCACAGCCAAUCCCAUAGGAAUUCCUAUCUAUAUGUCUUCGACUAUCAAACGAAAUUCGGAGACUAUCCUCAGAGACCGGGAUGCAUUCAUGGGGAGGAGUUGCCAUAUUUUUUCGGAGCGCCCUUGGUUGGAGGCUUAUCCCAUUGGCCAAAGAACUAUACGAGAGCUGAGACAGCACUCUCCGAAAGCGUGAUACUUUAUCUGACAAACUUUGCACGCACCGGAAAUCCAAAUGAGGGCACUCCUGAUCCCGGACCCCUCGGUUCCAGGCCGGAAAGGACCAAGUUUAAAAAUAUCGACUGGACCGCUUAUGAAGCCGUCCACAAAAAAUAUCUUAGUAUAGAACUUAAAUCGAAACUGAAGAAUCACUAUAGAGCUCAUCGUCUUUCUUUUUGGCUGAAUCUGGUGCCCGAUCUUCAUAAGCCUGGCUCGGAUGAUGUUCCUAGAUCGCAUCAUCUUCUUGACGCCGAACAGGUGCCACCCAGAUUUAUUCAAAGGCUACCAACUACCGCGAGAACGACCACUUUGGAAGUAACUUCUAUCGAGAAAACCUUGUCCAACAUGUCAACAGCCAUACCCAGUGAUAGUACCUUCGAGGAUCCUACGGCGCAGCCUGAGGAUGGUUUCGCGGCGUAUUCCACCGCCUUGAGUGUGACAAUCGCGAUCGGUUGCAGCUUGCUGAUCCUAAAUGUCCUCAUUUUCGCCGGAGUGUAUUAUCAGCGCGACAAGAGUAAUCAUCAGCACCAGGGCUGCUCGAAGAAGCGUCAGGAGAACGGCCAGAUGCCGAACAACAUUUGCGGCGAACUGGAGACCAAGACCGCCGAGCGACAUCACAUUCAGCACAUACCGCCGCCGGAGUUCGCCGAUCUCCAGAACAAUACCUGUCACGUGCCUAUGCCGCCCCCGCCACCAAAGAACACGAAGCCUGGCAAGCCUGGCCAAAACCUUAUCAUUAGUCCGAACCAGCUCCAACAAGAAAGCUUGGCCAUGAGCGGCACCGGGACCUUGAAAAAGGGACACAAUCAUCCUCAGGUCAUGGAGGAGCUGAGGGUCUGACUUUAGGAGACCACGCGGCCAUCGAACUAACACAGCCGCGAGAAUAUUGGAAUUCUUAAAUAAAAGUCAGACGAACGUCAGGGAAUCACUUUGAAAUGGAGUUCUCCAUUAUCAGCCUGACUAUGGAUCAAUCAGGACGGUGAAAAAGGAACACAAUCAUUACCAGAUCAUAAAAAAGCUGACAGUCGGACUUUAGCGGAUAUCGAAACUUUUAAAUUAAAUUCCUAAAAUCGUCGAGUGUCAAGAAACCUCUCUCAAGAUGAUAUCCCUCAUCAUCGGUUUGGCUACGACGCCAAAUUCCUGAAGACGUAAAGAAGUUUAAAAGAGACGAAAUCUAAAGUUAAACAGAAAAAUGUUUUCCAGUGAUACUCGACGGUAAAGGAGGGACAAUUCUUCAAAGUUUUUCCAAAUCGAUCGUGAUAUUGUCGAUAGAUAGGAAGUGAUAAAGGAUGAAAAGUGAAUGAAGGACUUUCAUUGUUACGUGAGAAGUAUGUAUUAGUGCAGGGGUAUAAUUGGGAUUUUAAGUCCAGAAACCAAGGUUUUCUGCAGGUCUUUAUAUAAAGCCGAAAAAGGAAAACGGAGUCCGAUUGUUCGAGCAAAGCAGUAUUGCUUCUGUUCGCCAUGCCCUUGUGUUAGUAGCAACACCAUACUGUUAUCGUUUUCUACCUUUCGAAUUUGCGACCAACUGCCGAAAAUCAUAGUCUUCGAUGGAUAGACAAAUCUAUCGUUAAGUAGAAUUCCUCAUCUCCAAAAAAA